Lodderomyces jiufengensis is the source of this 1773-nucleotide messenger RNA. RefSeq lists its product as uncharacterized. Gene Ontology annotation, biological process: amino acid transmembrane transport. NCBI's taxonomy places the organism in Eukaryota, Fungi, Ascomycota, Pichiomycetes, Serinales, Debaryomycetaceae. The coding region runs from base 1 to 1773 and encodes 590 amino acids. Gene Ontology annotation, cellular component: vacuolar membrane. The transcript has a single exon. The record is from RefSeq and is a predicted model, not a curated record. Gene Ontology annotation, molecular function: amino acid transmembrane transporter activity.
AUGAGUCAAGACUAUGAUGAGUCUACUUCAUUAGUAUCAUCAAGAAGACCAUCUAAUUACUUUUUAGAUAAUCCAAUUGGUUCAUUUAAAGGUCCUAAUUCAUUACAUAAUUUUGCAUCUUCAUUUACAAGAGCCCAAUCAUUUGCUGCUUCAAAAAUAGAUAAUGAUAUUCAUAAGAAACGAUCAUUCUUUGUAGAUGGCGGGGCUUCACCCCAGCGAGACCAUUUAGAAGAUGAAACUUUUGAUCCAGAAUUAAUGGUUCCUUCAUAUCGUGGAGAAAGACUAAGCACUGUUGUUCAUGAUUUACAUUCAAGAAAUCACUUAUUUAUGAAUCCAAUGAAUGAAUUAGAUUCUACUUUGUCUUCCCCCAAUAAUGAUGUUUUUUAUCAUGAUGAUGUUGUUAAUGCUAUAAAUGAUUCAAAAUCAAGAAGAGGUUCAGAAUAUUUUGGUGGUGGUAUUCCAAUUGGUAGAAAAGUUCAUCCUCAAUUAUCUUUUUCAAGUUUAAGAAGUUCUUUUUCCAUUGCUCCAAGUGUUGUAACUUUGAAAAAAAUAGAAGAUGCAGAUGGUAAUAUUGUUACUGUAUUAGCUGGUCAAUCUACUGCUCCACAAACUGUUUUUAAUUCAGUAAAUGUUUUGAUAGGGGUUGGAUUAUUAGCAUUACCUGUGGGAUUAAUGAAGGCAGGUUGGAUUUUGGGUGUGCCAAUAUUAGUGGCAUGUGGUAUAACUACUUAUUGGACCGCAACCUUACUUUCACAAGCUAUGGAUACUGAUGAUACAAUAAUGACCUACGCUGAUUUGGGUUAUGCAGCUUAUGGAUCAACUGCAAAAUUAAUUAUUUCCUUGUUGUUUUCAAUAGAUUUAAUUGGAGCUGGAGUUUCAUUGAUUAUAUUGUUCAGUGACUCAUUCCUUGGAGUUGUUAGUGAUGAUGAGACAACUACCAAAAUAAUAACAUUUUUCAUAUUAACACCUUUCACAUUUAUCCCAUUACCUAUAUUGUCCAUUAUAUCAUUAUUUGGUAUAUUAUCAACCAUCUCAAUAACAUUGAUAGUACUACUUUGUGGGUUGCUCAAACGAACAGCUCCUGGUUCAUUAAUUGAAAUAAUGCCAACUAAUUUAUGGCCUUCCGAUUUUUCAAGUUUGUUAUUAGCCAUUGGUAUAUUAAUGGCACCAUUUGGAGGUCAUGCAAUUUUUCCAAACUUAAAAAGUGAUAUGAGACACCCUUUCAAAUUCACAAAAUCAUUAAAAUAUACAUACUUGAUAACUUUACUUACUGAUUGUUCAAUGGCGAUAAUUGGGUUUUUAAUGUUUGGGUCAAAAUGCAGUAAUGAAAUUACAAAUACAUUAUUGGAUACAGUUGGAUAUCCAAGUUGGUGUUACCCAUUGGUUAAAGCAUUGAUUUGUAUCAUCCCAUUAGCUAAAACACCAUUAAAUGCAAAACCUAUAAUAUCAUCAUUGGACGUUUUGGUGGGAGUUGAAAAUAUAUCAAAAUCAAGGAUCUUAAAUUUUCUAAAGACAGCUGCAAAAUUUAUAAUCAGAGUUGGAGUUAACUUGGUGUUUGUGGUAUUAGCUAUAGCAUUUCCCGAAUUUGAAAAGAUUAUAGGUAUAUUAGGAGCAUCAAUUUGUUUCAUAAUUUGUAUCAUUUUACCUUGCUUAUUCUAUGUUAAAUUAUGCAAUCAUCAAAUUAGUGAAACUUACAAGUUAUUUAUAUGGUUUGUUAUAAUUGUUUCAUGUAUAUUGGCAGUACUGGCUUCAUAUGCUGUUAUUAUUUAUUAA